Thalassophryne amazonica is the source of this 2473-nucleotide messenger RNA. Its product is annotated as fibroblast growth factor receptor substrate 2-like. The record is from RefSeq and is a predicted model, not a curated record. Gene Ontology annotation, cellular component: cell-cell junction; cytoplasm. The transcript is spliced from 6 exons. Gene Ontology annotation, biological process: cell surface receptor protein tyrosine kinase signaling pathway. The coding region runs from base 133 to 1785 and encodes 550 amino acids. Lineage: Eukaryota; Metazoa; Chordata; Actinopteri; Batrachoidiformes; Batrachoididae.
GCUUUGUCCCUCUCCGCAGCUGCUGUUCAUGUCUGUUGAGCGACAAAAGCAUGAGUGUCCCUCGGGCUCUGAGGAUGGAACCAGGGCUACUGGUGGCAAGAUUUAGACAUCAGAUGGUGCUCUGAAGAAGCCAUGGGUAGCUGCCUAAGCUGUCCAGAGAAAGAGUCAAUUCCAGAUAACCAUCAGAGCAAAUUCAAGGUGAUCAAUGUGGAUGAUGACGGGAACGAGCUGGGUUGUGGCGUGAUGGAGCUAACCGAUGCCGAGCUGGUCCUCCACACACAUCGACGGGAUGAUGUCAGGUGGCCGUACCUCUGCCUGCGGCGCUACGGCUAUGACUCCAACCUCUUCUCUUUUGAGAGCGGCCGCCGUUGCCAAACGGGCCAAGGGAUAUUUGCCUUCAAAUGUGCCCGUGCUGAGGAGAUCUUCAACAUGCUGCAGGAGGUGAUGCAUAGUCAUAGCAUCAGCGUGGUGGAGGAGGCUGUGCUGGAACCCAACCACCAGGCCGCACACCCGCCACACACUCCUGCAGCUCUUGGUUACUCUGUGCCCUCUGUGCCAAAUGGGGUGACCAGGAUUCCCUCUGUGGGUGAAGCUCCGUCUCACCCCUCCACCCGACACCCGUCAGUGGCAAGCACCCGCCUGCCGUCUGUGGGGGAGGAAUCCACACACCCUCUGCUGGUGGCUGAUGAAGCGGUUCACACCUACGUCAACACCACGGGACUGCUGGAGGACCAGCCCAGCCCCCUCACAGUCACCACCCCGCUGGAGAGCCCCGGGUCUCCCCGGUCCCACUGUCCGCCGACCCCCCCACCUCCUCUGAGGGGCCGGGCAGAGCUACCGGCCCCACCGGCCUAUCCGGAGCCACAGGUGGUUCUGGAGCCCCAGGGCGUGCGUUUCGUGCUCGGCCCCACUCCCGUUCAGAGGCAGCUCAUGGCCAAGGAGAAGGAGAAGCAGCAGCAAGAGGCAAAAGACACCGAGGAGCGAAGAGAGGCUGCCGGCCCGAGAGACACUGAGCUAAGUGUUCAGGAGGCUCCUGCUGAGGCGGAGCCGACCCCCACACACUCCAACGGCUCUGCCUCUUCCAAUCCUGUUACAGCUCUCCGUCGGCACCGGCCGCCACCGCUCACCCCCGACGUUCAGAAUGUCAAUAACUCGGCCCAGCGGCGCACUGCCCUGCUGGACUACGAGAACCUGCCGGCGCUGCCGCCUGUCUGGGAGGCGCGAAAGCCGAGCUCUGAAGAUGAGGAGAACAGUGCCUGUGUUUUGAAGACGCCGUCUCUUAAUGGCUACAACCACCACCACGGCCUGCUGCACCACUCCUAUUCCCACCCGCUGUCGGGCCACCCGCUGUCCGCCGCCUUGGAGUCCUCACAUAACUACGUCAACACAGAGAAUGUGACCGCACCGCUCAGCGCCCACCGGCCUGACACGGCCCGGCGCCGCACAGACGGACCCACAAUCUUUAACUUUGACUUCCGCCGGCCGCCGCUUCCGGGCCACCCUGAGUCACCCAAGACUCUUAACUACAUUGAAGUGGAGAUGGACAGCAGUGGCGGGGCGGCAAACAAAGGCACCUCUGACGGCAGCAACCCCCACACGCCACAAAGCCCGAUAUCGCCGCUGCCCCCCACCACGCCCACACGCCGCACAGAGCUCUACGCACUCAUUGACAUUGAGCGCACUGCCGCUAUGUCCAACCUGCAAAAAGCUCGGCCACGUGAUGACGGCACAUCGCGCAAGACCCGACACAACAGCACGGAGCUGCCCACCAAAAGCACUGUCUGACGGCGCACCUUCUAUUAACCUUUGUGUUUUUGCAGAUGCGGUGCGUGACACCUUUAUAUUCCUGAGACGAUACGAGACUCCACAUGAGAGAAGUCUUAAGAUAGGUUAACAGACUUAUUAUUGUCUGUGGUUUCCUGUUAAAGAAUCCAGGUUACACCCCCCAAAAAAAGAAAAAGCAAGAAUGAAAAAAAGCCUGUAAGUGUAGGUACUGGGCGUAUCCCCCUGUUGUUGCUAUGGUAAUGAUGUAAUACCUCCUUUAUAUGGUACAAGUCAGUAUUACUGAACAGAGCAUUCCAUUUAGCCUUUGUACGGUUCACCACAUGCUGCUGUGCGUUCAGUAUGCGAAGACGCCGCGGUACGCCACCUCAUCCUUCUGUGUACAGUCCCAUCUGCCACAAUAAAUGUCCUCUUUUAUUUGUACUUUGUCCCUCUGCACCUUGUCUCUGAGUCUCUGAGACCUGACUCGCUGGUCUCCCAUGGCAACGAGCAUCUGCCAAAAGGCUGCAGGUGGUGCUCCUGUCAUUGACCUUUGACCUCACUGCGGAGCAACGUUUGAACCCGACAAGGAUCCAAACCGCUGGCGAGCGUGUCUGUGUCAUGAGGCUGAAACUACAAGUACUCUGAAGUACUUUUUAGAAUUACAGAUACUCUCAUUUUCACUGAAAUAAAAGAUGCAAAUUUGUUCUGU